This is a messenger RNA of Lodderomyces oxycetoniae, 2307 nucleotides long. It is a transcript of the gene PEX8, whose product is annotated as Pex8p. Bases 1 to 2307 code for a protein of 768 amino acids. The transcript has a single exon. NCBI's taxonomy places the organism in Eukaryota, Fungi, Ascomycota, Pichiomycetes, Serinales, Debaryomycetaceae. The record is from RefSeq and is a predicted model, not a curated record.
AUGUCUAGCUUAUAUGACAAGUUGGGUGUUGAGGGUAGGGCUCUUCUUCGAGGAAAAGGAGGAGGAGAGCAGGCUUUUUCCGGUAAUUUUAAUUUCAUUAACGAGGCGCCGCAGGAACUAGACUAUGUUAUUGAUGAAUUACGCAAUCCUAAACCCGAUUUAACUAUUAAUAAAGUACUUGGCUAUAUGUACAACUAUUUGCCGUACAUAAAGCGCCAACGAAACUUGGGGCUUGUGUUAAGCAGCUUUUUAAACAAUACCGUUUGUUUUGGUGUCAACGGAACGGUUUCACCACCCUCCUUUGAAGAACUCUACCCCAUCAUUGAAGUUUUCAAAUUGAUUGUUGAUAAGAAAUUAAAAGUUUCACAACCUACUUUGCAGGUUAAGGAGUUUUACAGUAUAAUUGGCAGGGAACUCGAGCACUUUGUUGCAUUCAACCCUAUUGCCAAUAGCUGGAAAGUUUUGCCUAUAUUAUGCGGUAUUUUCUUAUCAAACCAGUUAAGAGAUGAGUUAUAUACCAAUUCCAAUUGGUUCAAGUAUAACUGGUUUUUCCAGGAAUGGGACAGCAAAAUGAAAAAUUUGUUUGUUAAUAGCUUACAGUACAGUUUAUCCAAAACUCAUUCGCAAACGAUUUUAAAUUUGAGCAUCACUAGUUUGGCAUUGGUGUAUCAGAGGAACGUUGAGAAUGUAAAAACUUACACAUCAAAGAUAGACGAUAGAUUUAUGGCUAAUACGCUUGUCGAUAUGAUUUUCGCUGACCCGCAAAUUUCUAUGAUUGUGUACCAAAAAUAUUUCUACUUGAAUCCAAACGAUCCAGAAGUAGAAACAAUUACCCAGAAACAAAUCUUGAAUAAACCAGUAAUUAAACAUUUGAACAGGUUUGCAUUUCUUUUGGCUGCUUACUUGAGUCUGUUGAAGUUUGAUAUGGCAAGGGCAGAACUAGUUGAUGAAAUAUUACAGAAAAUAACCAAUUUUAAUCAAAAUCUUUCACAAACUUGUUCGCUGUCUAUAUUCAAUUCAUUUAAUGCGUCAAAGGAGAACAAUCCUCUUUUCCAGCUGUUUUGGCAUUUUAUGAAAAACUUGUUGUUUGCUGAGAUAGCCAUAUUCCAGGGUUUGUUCACAAGGUUUCUCACAGGAAAUAACAAAUCUAGUAUGAUUUGGUUUAAUCGACGAGAUUUAGCUCUUGUUGACAGGGAAGGUCGCGCUGUGGCAUUAAAAGUGAUUCCCAACUUAUAUUACCUCAAUUUUAUCCUACUUUCAGUUGGUCAGGGAGGGUUUGAUAGUUAUAAUUUUGUUUAUUACCUCAGCAUCGAGUUGGCGUUAGGUACCAAGGAAUAUUUUAAACAACUAACAAUGCAAUUGAUUGGUAACUACCAGGAGGUCAACAUGUAUCCUGAUGUAUUAAACCAUAAUCACCUCAUGCAGCUGAAAGUACUAUUUGUUUUGGGUCUUUGGGAAAACUUUCUUCAACUGAAAAAUAUGCAUGAUGAGAAAUUCGCCAAAGAGAUUUACAAUAUAGUCAAGAGUUUGGCUGAUGACCGACAGUAUAUGAAUGAUGACUUGAUUGAAGCGAGCCAUUCCGUGCUACUUUUCUAUUUUGCCCACAAUGAAAAGAAUGUAAAUCUUGCCGAUUGUAUUGAUUAUGUCAAUAUACUUAUAAAGCAGUUUCCUUCAAGGAUAUCUGCAACCCAACUAUGUAUUGCCAUUGAAACUAUUGGGAAGAAGAUUUUGUCCAACCCACAACCGUAUCCACUAGGAGCUAAAUUUCUCAGCUCAGCUGAUGAAUUUUUUCAAUUUCUUGUUGAUCAAUGUGUUCCUAUCCAAACAGGACUUUCAAUUAAAAAACCUGAGGAAAAUCCAAAUUUUUCUUCGGCACAACCCAUCGCUCAAAUAGAAGCAAAUGCUACUUUGAACACAUUAGAACAAGAUAAGAGAUUGCAAAAUGAUGUAAUUAAUGAAAACAAAGCUAAAAAACCAAAGGAUAAAGUAGUAGGUGAUUUGUUAUUACCUCAUCGUCGUUCUGCGGAGUACGAGUUUAAACAGAGGUUUAUUCCCGAAACCGUAAGAGAAGCAGCAGUGCUUGCGUUGAUUAAUCUAGUACCGUAUUUUCCUAUCUCGGUGUUUAUUUCAUGGCUUGAGAAGAUUUGGAAACUAAUUAUCAAUAGUGAUCCACUUGAGAAAGAAUAUCUAAUUGGUAUGCUAUGGAAAGUUUUGAGCGAUAGUUUGGAUUCAAAUCGUGUUGAAUUGGCUAUUAGAUGGUGGUACAACGAUAAAAGGGUACCAGAGGCGAGUUAUGCAAAGAUGUAA